Messenger RNA from Exophiala mesophila, 1673 nucleotides. RefSeq lists its product as uncharacterized. The record is from RefSeq and is a predicted model, not a curated record. The transcript has a single exon. Gene Ontology annotation, biological process: transcription by RNA polymerase I. NCBI's taxonomy places the organism in Eukaryota, Fungi, Ascomycota, Eurotiomycetes, Chaetothyriales, Herpotrichiellaceae. Bases 145 to 1269 code for a protein of 374 amino acids.
CUCAGAGUCUCUCCAAUUUUCUGUCUGGAUGUUUGAAGCGCCAGCAACACCAAGAUAGAGACAUGUCUAUUUGACAGAACCUCUGAGGAAAGGCGGUCUUGGCCAAGACGAUUCACUUUUUAGUAUCUCACAACUUAACGAGACAUGGCCAAAUCCAAGGUCCAGGCUCGGCCUAGCCAGCUCAGUAAUGAACGGAUCGUGGACACGAGCGACGAGGAGAACGACAUGGUCCAAGGUCAUGGGACAGCCAAGAAGACAAAGAAAUCAAAGCCAUCUGCCAACUCCCCGAAGACGAAUGGGAUUGGGUCGAAGACGAACAAGUCCAAGCGGAAAUCUCCAACUCCAGAGUCGACAACGUCCGAUGCAGAAUCGAGCUCCAGUCCUCUGGCUGAAGACGAAGCCCAAGAAUCUUCAGGAGCCGAAAGUGACGAUGGUUCGGAUAGUGAGGGCGAUUCAAGCUCCGCAACCAGUUCGACCUCGUCCGCUAAUAAAAGGAAAUCAAGACCAGAACCUCAAACAGCAUCGAGAAAGAAGACAAAACCCAACACCAGUUCAAAGGUCCGAAUUGCACCGGUGCCUUACAAAGCGCCAUCUGGCUACGAGUCUUUUGCACUGUCAGCCUCUGACUCUGCCUCGCAAUCAACUUCGCUGUUCGAGAAUCUAUCUGGGAAACAAAUCUGGCACAUAUCAGCACCCGCCUCGUUGUCACUCCAACCCAUCACAGAACUCGAUAUUCAGGCAGCCCUUCAGGGAAGGUCCAUACUGACCAAGAAUGGCAUCGACUACAAUAUGCACCCGGCCCCGUCGCAACAUGAAAUCCUACUCUUGCCAGCCGGCCAGGACUCUACAUAUGAGCAAAUUGAAGUUGGCGUCACUCGAACCUUUGAUCUGCGAGAGAUGAGCACGAUCCCACGGGCCAAGGCGAAGGACAAGGCGCAGAGCUCAACAGCGUCGAUUGUCUUCACUGCCACCAAAGAAGGCACCACAGGACAGCCACGAAAACAGCCGGAAGGACUGCGGCAACGGUAUAUUCCGUUCGGAGCGCAGGUUGGCAACCCCGAUCAGGCGAUUGGAAAGAGCCGCACUACGUUUCAAGUGCCUGAUGAAAUUCUGAGAGAAGAACCUGCCAACAAGGCUACGACUUCGAGCCUCAAAAAGAUGCAGACAGACGGAGGGGAUACACCCAAGAAACAGAAGAAAGACAAGUCUAAGGCAUCCCCGGAAAAGAAGAAGAAGAGACGGCGCAUAGUUGAUGAAGAAGUGGUGUAGACGGUGGAUGAGUGGGUGUGUUGUCAGUGACCGAUGCGACGCUCUUAUCGCUUGAGUUUGUCAAUUGACGAGAGCAUGUGGACCAAUUUCGUGCUUUGGGUACAGUCCUGUUUUCAGUAUCUAUUGCCUAGAGUCAUGAUGGCCAUAAGCAAGAUGGAGACAUGAUAGCCAGUGGACAUUCUACGGGCUACAGAGCCUAUUCUGGGCAUAAAUGGAACUGGCACGACUGGUCGAGGGGCCUGCGCUUCCCAGCUUAGUUAACGAAUCCAUGGCGGUGCCUGGCAGAAGCAGAUCGCGGGGAAAGGGUGGCGCCCCUCAAGCCCGAGGGCCCCAAAGAAGCCCUAGACUCUCUGUAGGCUUGGUAUCAUUGGCCCAAGAUGGAUGGGAAGGGGGAUCAGCUUAUA